CUCGGCUCGAAGGGAAACAAAAGGAAUUGCCUGGGUUCCCAUGGCUGUGGCAGCCAGCACCUUCAUACCAGGGCGCAACCCUCAGAACCGUCACUAUAUCCCAGGGUACACUGGACAUUGCCCACUGCUCCGGUUCAGCAUGGGCCAGACCUAUGGGCAGGUGACCCGUCAACUACUUCGAGGCCCUCCUGGCCUAGCCUGGCCCCCUGCCCAUCGCACGCUUCUGCCUCCCAUUCGGCCUCCAAGAUCUCCUGAGGUUCCCAGGGGGAGCCUACUUCUCAGGCGUGGGCAGGAAAGGCUCAGCUCCAGCAUGAUCCCUGGGUACACAGGUUUUGUACCCCAGGCACAAUUCAUCUUUGCUAAGAACUGCAGCCAGGUCUGGGCUGAGGCUCUGAAUGAUUUUACUCAGUGGCAUGGGGGUCAAGGUAGUCAAGAGCUGCCAAAGGAGGCCAAGGGAGAAAAAGACAUGGAGAAAGACCAAGAGCCAAAGACGGAGCUGGAGCUGGAGGUGACCAUGCCAGAGAUGGAGCAGCAGGCUUCUCCCUAUUCCAUGGAUGACAGAGACCCUCGGAAGUUCUUCAUGUCAGGCUUCACUGGCUAUGUGCCCCGUGCCCGCUUCCUCUUUGGCUCCAGCUUUCCUGUGCUCACCAACCAGGCACUGCAGGAAUUUGGGCAGAAGUACUCACAGGGCAGAGCUCAGAAGGAUUUCAAACAUCUCCCCCCACUUCCCAGGACCUACCCUCAGCACCAGGGUCUUUUACCCAACUAUGGGGAAUUAAAUGGCUUUUCCAUGCCCCUGGCUACAGUGACAGACUCUGUUGGCCACACAGGGUAUAAGUUGCAGUUCAACCACACAUUUGGGCAUCUUACCAAUGAUGCUCUGGGUCUCAGCACCUUCCAGAAGCAGCUCCUGGCUGAGGUGCCUGAACUUCAAUUUCCCUUCCCUUUUCAUCUUACCCCAGCCAUCCUUUUGGAGGGAAAAAAGGUGGGGGGCGGGGAUGGAACAGAGAGAAAAUGGCUUGGAGGCUGAGCACCUUUUUUAUUAAUAGGUGUAAUAAAUAAAUAAAUAAAUACAUACAUAAACAGAA
Messenger RNA from Galeopterus variegatus (Sunda flying lemur), 1088 nucleotides. It is a transcript of the gene CIMIP2B, whose product is annotated as family with sequence similarity 166, member B. NCBI's taxonomy places the organism in Eukaryota, Metazoa, Chordata, Mammalia, Dermoptera, Cynocephalidae. The record is from RefSeq and is a predicted model, not a curated record.